AUGGAACGGCUGUGUCAUCUGAUCGAGAUUGCUAUUGCCGAAAAGAAGUGGAGGCCGAUUAAACUGUCACAGGGGGGACCUCAGCUCUCACAUGUGUGCUUCACUGACGACCUGAUCCUCUUUGUGGAGGCUUCAGUAGCACAAGUACGAGUGAUAAGACGGAUUCUGGAGCAGUUUUGCGUCGCUUCGGGACAAAAAGUAAAUCUUGAGAAAUCGAAGAUCUAUUUCUCCGAGAAUGUAAGCCGCGACAUGGGGAAACUAAUCAGCGAAGAGAGUGGCAUCGGAGCAACUCGAGACUUAGGCAAAUAUCUGGGAAUGCAUGUAUUGCAGAAGAGAAUCAACAAAGACACCUUUGGAGAGGUGCUGGAGAAAGUUUCAUCACGUUUAGCCGGCUGGAAGGGACAUAUGUUAAGUUUCGUUGGACGAAUCACACUGACAAGAUCAGUAUCAUCAUUAAUCUCAGUGCAUACAAUGAGUACAAUGGUGUUACCACAAUCAACGGUUGCCAGACUUGAUAAAACCUCGAGAAGCUUUGUGUGGGGAGAUACUACAGAACGAAGGAAACAACAUCUACUCUCCUGGAACAAGGUGUGUCGACCUAAAGGGGAAGGAGGCUUGGGGAUUCGUAAGUCGCAUGAGAUGAAUAAGGCCCUCAUAGCAAAGUUGAGUUGGCGUUUACUGAAGGAUGAAACCUCACUUUGGGCAAAAGUAUUGCGGAGCAAAUAUAGAGUUAAAGACAUCAGAGAUGCGUCUUGGUGGAAAACUGCAGGGAAUUGGUCAUCCACAUGGCGAAGUGUCCUGAAGGGAAUGAGAGAAGUGGUGAUACCGGGGCUGAGCUGGGUGAUUGGAGAUGGAAAGUCCAUCAGUUUCUGGACCGAUAGAUGGUUGUUGCCAACUACGUUACUGGAGGUAGCAGUGGAUGAGAUACCGUCAAGGCUGGUAGAGGUGAAACCCAGAGACAUAUGGCAGUCCGGAAGCGGCUGGAGACAAAACGAAAUAGACCCAUAUAUCUCGGAGGAAACGCGACUGCAACUCAUGUCGGUGGUCCUCGAUGAAUACACAGGCGGAAUUGAUAGAGUGUCAUGGGGGCAUACUCUGGACGGUGAAUUCUCGGUGAAGUCUGCUUAUACGUUUCUCACUAGAGAUAUCACACCCGGACCAAGUAUGAACGCAUUGUUUACUCGAGUAUGGCAGGUGAUAGCCUCGGAAAGAACCAGAGUGUUCCUUUGGCUAGUCGCACGACAAGUUAUUAUGACUAAUAUGGAGAGACAGAGGAGGCAUCUUAGCGAUACGGGAAUUUGCCAGGUAUGCAAGGGUGGAGAAGAAACGAUCCUUCAUGUACUCAGAGACUGCCCGGCGAUGUCUGGAAUUUGGAAUCGAAUUGUACCAGCAGCGAAGAAAAGGGAGUUUUUCACCACGCCGUUGCUGGGAUGGUUAGACCGAGUGAAAUUUGUCAGAGAUCUUGCCAAAGCAGCAGCGGAUGCGCACACCAAAGCGCGGGUGAGAACGCCUGUGGAAGCUAGAGUCGAAAGACAGAUAUCAUGGACACCCCCGAUGCGUGGAUGGUUUAAGGUGAACACUGAUGGAGCUUCCAGGGGGAACCCGGGUCGGGCCACAGCAGGAGGGGUUCUCAGAGACGAGGAUGGCGCAUGGUGCUGUGGAUUUGCGCUUAAUAUUGGGAUAUGUUCAGCUCCCCUGGCCGAGCUAUGGGGGAUAUACUACGGCUUGUAUAUGGCCUGGGAAAUGCGGAGGUGGAGGUGGAUUCGGAGGGAAGCGAAUCGUGUGGCUGAUGGGCUCGGGAACCACACUUUCUCUUUACCGUUUGGUUUUUCUUCUUUUCCUUCUCCACCUAGUGAGGUUCUGCCUCUGGUGAAUGAAGAUGUUAAUGGCUCUACAAGAGCUCGGUUUGUACGAACGUGA
Microthlaspi erraticum is the source of this 1920-nucleotide messenger RNA. The record is from the annotation of a GenBank genome assembly. NCBI's taxonomy places the organism in Eukaryota, Viridiplantae, Streptophyta, Magnoliopsida, Brassicales, Brassicaceae.